UUGAGGCCCUGAAAUCCCAGACUCCGCCAAACACAAGCCAUUUCUGUUUUGUCGCACUGCUUCGUUGUCAGACCCUUUCUGCGUUUCACGCGACCAGGCUACUCUGGAUAUUGCCUUCAUCCAGAAACUGAACGGCGAAAAGUUUCACGACAUACUCUUCACGCUCACUUGGGUUGUCUUCCUCAACUCCUUCAACUCGAAGUCAAACAUGAGAGCUCAGCAUGGCCUGCUGCAAGAGAAUACGGGACGAGUUCUAGAGGCGAUCACAAACGCGGAAGCCCUUCUUGGGCGACAAGACAUUGACUUUCCACGUAUCGCCGUUUUCGGGGAUGAGAGUACCGGCAAGAGUUCUAUGCUUGAGGCAAUAUGCAAAAUCCCGUUUCCUCGGGGUCAUCAGACAGUCACUCGCUGCCCUACAUUACUACGGAUGCAGCGCAAGCCGGGAGCGAAGUGGUCUGGCUCUGUUUGGGCUGGAUAUGAAUCGGCGGAUAGGAAGAAUGAGACAAUGGUUAGAAAACCCGAAGACGUUGCCACUGUCAUUGCUGAUAUGCAAAAGAAGCUUUUGCAAGAAGGUGAUAAGAGCUUUUCGACUGAGCCUGUGACAGUCAGUUUAGCGUCUGAAGAUGCUUUGGAUCUCAUCUUAGUCGACUUACCAGGGUAUUUCACACACGAAGGGCUCGACAAGGCAACCAGCAAGGGGGAGGUUGAUCGUGUCAAAGAGUCUCUCCUCACGUACCUAAGAGAUGAGAACACCAUCGUUCUCGUCGUCGUUCCAGCGAAUCAACUUGUCAAAACCGUCAACAUCUUCAAUAUUUUGAAGGAGUAUGAGGAAGAUCUUCCCGCUUCUGAACGAGUCAAACUGCACGCUAGGACGAUUUACUGUUUCACGAAGUGCGAUCUGGUAGGCGGUGGCCCAGGCACUCAAGUGGCUCCUCAUGACAUAGAAGAAAUACUGAGCAACAAAGGACCUUUCUCUGCGGCACCUCAUGGAUGGUACGCUGUUGUCAAUAACGGAGGUUCUGAAUCUUCUCAGUCCAACUUUAUGGCACGAAUGGUUCGCGAUCGCGAGUACGAGGAAAAGUUCUUUGCAAAGCAUGCACCUUACAACCAUGCGGACAUAGCACAUCGCUGUGGUACCCGGAACCUUGUUCAAAAGUUAUCGAGUUUGCUGGCGGAAAAGAUCUCACACAAGGUCCCGACAAUGUUAUCACAGACGGAGAUAGCGCUCGUGGAUGCGAGAAAGGAGCUGAGACUUCAAGACCGACCAUCUGCCAGGAACAGUCUUAGCAUUCGAUGCAGGACAAUUAUUGAGGACAUCAAGGAGUACUACAUACAGGUCGCAGAGGGCAAUUACGGGCGCCUGAAAGAUGAGAUUGAAGACAUUCAGGAUGAUGUACAGGUAGAUGAGCUGGAAAAAUGCAAGCUUGCGUUCAUACGCACUCAGCUGUGCGAGUCCUUUGCAGAACAAAUCAUGGAAGCACGACUGCCUCUUAGCGAUGAGAAGUACUUAUCCAGUCUUGGAGAAAAAGUGGCGGAGGCCGUGAAUGGAAAAUUUCAGUCGACGAUGCCGAUUCCGGAGGUGCUUUUUGAGGAAGUUCGGACAUGUGCAAAGAAAUGGCGGACAAUCUCCGAAAGGAUGUGCAAUGAUAUUGCAGAUGCUGCGAUUGCGUGCCUCGAUGUGCUUGUGCGAGUGAAAGCAAGCAAAUACGAGAAUUUGCCAAGAAGACUGAACAAGUAUUUGGCGAGCAUGAUCGAAGAGCAGCGCAAGAAGGCUCAGAACAGACUUUCAUGGCACUACGUCGACGAAAUUGUUCGCCCAGAUACGCUGAACAAGUUCUUUGAGCAGGAAAUUAAUGCGAUUCAAAAUCUGCCGGGGUUGGGGAAGGACAUGGAUGGGAACAGGGAUGCAUAUGUUUCUAAUCUUAGAGCUUAUCUACCGAUUGCCGAGGCUCGAUAUAUUGACAACGCAGUGAGGACUGUGACAACACACAUCAUGGAUGUGCCUAAAGGAAGCAGGAUGACGCGGCUGGAUUCCGAGGAGCCCCCCGUAUACUCUUUUCAGGCACCGCAGAUUUAUGAAGAGCAAAACAUGAAGCAUCUUAUGAAGCUGCGUCACGAAGUCGCGGAGAAGCCUGAGAACCUCAUGGCCAAGGUCCGAGUCCUGGAAGAGCUUUAUGAUGCUUUAUGCUGCAUGACAGAGAAACCGACGACACCACGCCCUGUGCCAAUCCAACAAGCACCAAGAAUUGAAGAAACGCCACAGGUAUCACAAGUAACACAGGCAGCUCCGCCCCCUCCUCCGCAACGUCCUCAAACCGAAAACCGAGUUGCCCUGGACGCCGUUCAAGUGCGCAAGCUCGCCGCAGUUCAGUCGGCUGAAGAGGCGGAGCUUUUCGAGUCAGUGUCCAGUGAAACACCCUCGUUUAUGGACAAACUGGUUAAGAUCUUUUCUGAUUCUCGGAAGAGUGAAUCGCGAAAGUUGGAGUCCAGGAAGCACAGAAACCGCUGAGAUCGGUAGCCUAUGUUGAUCAGAGAUACGUAAACCAUAUUCACCACUCGCGCAAAA
Molecule: messenger RNA, 2566 nt
Organism: Chondrus crispus (carragheen)
Lineage: Eukaryota; Rhodophyta; Florideophyceae; Gigartinales; Gigartinaceae
Exons: 8
Coding region: 209-2509 (766 amino acids)
Cellular component (GO): membrane; microtubule; cytoplasm
Molecular function (GO): GTP binding; GTPase activity; microtubule binding
Source: RefSeq, a predicted model, not a curated record